CCCUCUCGCUCCUAAUCCCUUCGUUCGCGUUCGCGCCACUGUAAACCGCUAGCUACCAAACCCUCUUCCGUUCCCUAUCCAUCGCCCGGAGGGAGCAGCCCAUGGCAGGACUUCUCCGCUCUGUUCCACCGUCGGCCUUCCGGCUUCCUUCGCCGCCCGGGGGCAAAUCCAUCAGACGGCGGACCGGGGUCUCCGCGGAGAUCCGGGAAACCGUGGAAAUUGAGGGUGAGCGCUCGCCGUCCCCCAAGAUUUCCCCUCCGCCCGGAUUCAAGCCGCCGGAGCCUAAGCGGUUCUCUGUGCGUCCGGAUAAGUUUCUUGACAUCCUCGGGGCGUCUCUUGCCCUUCCCUUCCGCCUCGGCACUGGAGUUUUUGUUCUAGGAUAUUCUGUAUCCUUGGUUUCUGAAGACAAAAUCCCACCAGGCGAGUAUGCUCUGAAAAUUGCAGGUUUGACAUUCAAAGAGACAUCAAACUUGGGUGCCCAGGCUCGUCCAGAGAAGCCUAUUGAGAUUUAUGAAUUUGAAGGCUGUCCAUUCUGCCGGAAGGUAAGGGAAAUUGUCAGCAUACUGGAUCUUGAUAUUUUGUACUAUCCUUGUCCAAGGAAUGGUCCAAACUUCCGUCCCAAAGUUUUGCAGAUGGGUGGCAAGCAGCAAUUCCCCUAUAUGGUGGAUCCAAACACAGGUGUCGCUAUGUAUGAAUCAGAUGACAUAAUAAAGUACCUGGUUCAGAAAUAUGGUGAUGGAACCACUCCUUUGAUGUUGUCACUUGGUUUAUUAACUACUUUAACUGAAGGAUUUGCAAUGAUUGGUCGCAUGGGGAAGGGUUCUUCUUAUUCUCCUUCGAAAACCCCACCUAUGCCCCUCGAAAUAUGGGCAUAUGAGGGUUCCCCCUUCUGUAAAAUUGUGCGUGAGGUUCUAGUUGAGUUAGAAUUACCCCACAUAUUCCGCAGCACCGCGCGGGGUAGCCCAAAGAGGCAGGAGUUGUACAAGAGAGUUGGACGCUUUCAGGUGCCUUAUUUGGAGGAUCCUAAUACUGGAGUGAAGAUGUUCGAAAGUGCAGAAAUUAUAGAUUACCUCCGAACAACCUACGCCCUGUAAGAUUCUAUGGGUUCUUGGUUAUAUGGUGUCCCUUAUUCCUGUUUCAUGUUGUUAGUUUGAAUCUUACAUGAAUGCUGUUCUCUUAUGCUAUCAAGCUUCCUCCUUUCAUGUAUUAUAAUAAAAACACAAGCAGCAGAGUAAUGGCUGAUUGAAUAUUUGUAUAUUCCUGGAACAAGAAUAUUUUGUAUAUUCCAGCUUGAA
This is a messenger RNA of Musa acuminata AAA Group (dessert banana), 1295 nucleotides long. RefSeq lists its product as uncharacterized. Bases 102 to 1094 code for a protein of 330 amino acids. The transcript has 12 exons. NCBI's taxonomy places the organism in Eukaryota, Viridiplantae, Streptophyta, Magnoliopsida, Zingiberales, Musaceae. The record is from RefSeq and is a predicted model, not a curated record. Gene Ontology annotation, cellular component: chloroplast.